Porites evermanni is the source of this 3857-nucleotide messenger RNA. The record is from the annotation of a GenBank genome assembly. Lineage: Eukaryota; Metazoa; Cnidaria; Anthozoa; Scleractinia; Poritidae.
AUGGCUAUUUGUCCAAGACGGGUAUGUGCCAAUAAUAGUUUGUGACAUCAGUUAUGUAUAUGAUACAUAUAUAAAAAUACUUUCUGUUUGCGAAAUGAAAAAUAGGGAUAUAAAAAGGGUCACAAUAAAGGGUCUCUUAUCUUAAACUGGGUAGAAAAAUGAUUUGUUUUUAUCUUAAACAGAGUCACAGAUUGAAGGCCUCUGCAGCACACCUCCACCUAAGGUAAUUGUGAAGAAUAACUUCCCUGAAGUUUCCCUUCUGGGCUGCAAAGUAACCACUGGGCCAUUAGUCAUGGUCAAUAAAUGUCACUGCAUUCGUAAACUAAAAAAUGUAUAUUACAGUACUAUUACAGUUUUAGUAUCCCUGGAUGUCAAGCAAGUGAUACAACAGCUGAUACUAGUGGAACUUGUGGUGUUUACAGAGAUGUGGGAGCACGUGAUUGUAACCAUAGUGCUGGUAAGUUUUUUUUAAGUAAAUUAAAACCUAACCUCCUCUUUACAACAAAGUAGGGUAAGUCAUUACGUUAUUGUCAGAUUGUCCACUAAUCACAACCAAAAAGAUUAACGAUUUAAAAAAACGGUUUAAAGGCUUGUUUAUAGUGGAAAGUGCACUUAGCUUAUCAAGCUGGUUUACAGCUUAGACGCUUCACUCAAAUACUUAGAAACAAAUAAUUCAAAUACAUCAUAACAGGAUUAAAAACCCCAACUGACAGGAGGCAACCAGUUGGCUAUUUACAUUAAGAGUGGCCAAGGAUUUGAACUCGAGAUGACCAAGAACAAAUCCAGCAAGUGGCCAGAGUAGGACUCAAACCCGGGACUGCCAGAUUGCGACACCGAGGCGCUGACCACUCAGCCAGGCUGCCUCCUUAAAAAAAUUUUAUUUUAGGACCAAAACUAAUGUUAUUUCCUUGUGACUGGAAGAAAGGUGAACACUUUUUUCCACUUACAAUCUUUUGAAUUCAGGUAAACACUAUUAUUAUGUUUUGUGACUACAAGUCAGACAGUCUUGCCUACAUCUUCAGUACAAAUAAAUAUUAUUGACAUCUCUCAUGUAAUCUUAUCGGCCUGGCCCCAGUUGUACACAAGGUGGAUAACUCACAUUUUGGUCAUUUCAGCUUUGUUUGUUGGGGCCUUUCUUUGACCUCAAUGAUUAACCCAUAUUGCAUUGAUGUCAUUAGGUUCACUAUAAUUCUAUGAAGUUGAUGUCACUGGUAAGUAAUAACAAUGGAAUAAGUAUUUCUCCUUUUUAUAUCAAUAACUUGCAUCAAAACAGUUGCUCUUAGAGCACUGAGCAGUCAUCAAGAGACUAUGUUGGUGCCUUGUUUUUGCUGUCCUAUGACCGUUUAGCCAUAGAAGGGGUACCCUGCCUCCCAGACAUAAUUUAACCCGGGCUAGUAACAUCUGUGAAGCAGCACCGAGAUCCUAGUUCUGGGCCCCCAACAGGAUCAAUGAAUUAUCGGAAGUGCAUCUCAAAUUUCCUUUUAAACUGAUUGGCAAAUAGACAAUGGCUUUUUAAACAGGCCAAUCAUAUCACACACUCAAAUCUUUGUACACAGGUGGGGGCCCAAAACGUGGAUUGUAUCUGCCAUUUCGCAGAUGGACUUAACCAGAGUGUAGUUGUAUCUGUGGUGCAGGGAAUACCGAAGGGGCUAUUACAGCAUGCACAAAUACAACGGGGCAGCAGAAAAAUAGUUUUGACCUAAACUUUGCCUUGCAUCUUUGCUGAGAAAUGGGUCUUUAUCUCUCUUCAAUGAAAGUAUUCUGCUCUGGUCAUUUGACAGUACCAAAACAUUAUUUUCAGUAAACAGUUGACACAAAUCACAAGUCGUCAGUUAGCAUCUUGAUGUUUCGAACAACAUCACCAUUAAACAUCCAUGGAGGGACAAAAAGGUACUGAGUUGUGAAAUAGGUGUAUUCAUGAGUUGUUUUCCAAACAGCGUAUACGACGAGUAAUAAAAUAAACAUAUAUGCAAAGGACUGUAAAAGAAAAAAUGCUGCAUGUAUACAGUACAUAGUAUCAGCAUCUUUCUGCUCUGUUUGUUGUAAGGGUACCCUGGUAAUCAAAUUUAGCCCUAAAAAUGGUGGGGCUGUUUCAGUGAGUAGUAUAGAACGCUAGUUAUUGAGUCUAAUUUGGCUCCCUUAAUCAGAGCCAAUAGAGUUCAGUAAUCCGGUAAUCUUGGAGUAGUGCUGUUUUGAACCCAUUGUUCUAGCUGCUUGGUUUCCUUCGAAAGGAUAAAUGCGAUAAAAUUUUAACUAGGAUGCACAACUAUAGUAACCUCCCCCCCUCCCUACAGCUUAAUUGGACCUGGAAGUAAAAUGCUUGGCACAGUGUCAUAAUCUAUUCCCAGUAUAAGUUAGGGUUGGAACUGUAUACUGUAUACUGUUGUACUCUUUCACCCGCGCAAAUUGUAACCUGUAAUCUAUUUAAGGCGGGUGAGUUUAAGACCAUCAAUUUUACACGUACCAUGAAGAAGUUUACUCUCUAGUAACAGCUUCCUUGGGCCUGGAAGUAAAAUACUUGGCCCCGGUUUCGUAAUUUAUUCCCAUUAAAAGUUAAAGGUGCAAACUAAGCUGUAAUCUGAAGUUUCUUAAAGGGUGAAUUUGGGACCAUCAAUUUGAUAAGUAACAGAAGGUCUCUCUUCAGUAACAGUUUCCUUGGGCCUGGAAGAAAAAUACUUGGCCUAGUUUCUUAGCUCUCUGUUGUUGUACUCUUUUACCCGUGCAAACUCAGCUGUAACCUGAAGUUUUUUAGGGUUGAAUUUAAGACCGUCUGUUUGAAACGUAACAGGAGCUCACUGUUUCUUGGGCCUGGAAGUGAAAUACUAGGCCCAGUUCCAAGAUUUUCCCGAUGAUGUGCCAGGAAGGUGCCAUAAAUUCCGCAGUUGAUGCUGUACAGGUGCCCUCUGAUUUUCAGUACUCAAUCGUGCAAACUGUAAUGCGCUGUUUUAAGAUGAAUUGGCGCACUUGACGAAACAACUCUUUUCAUCGGUUCAAGUAAAGUUCAAGACCAUUGUUGGCUAUGAUUACCCCGUAAAUGAAUGAACCGUCAGGUAGGUGUUAGCAAACGCUAUUGUUGUUUUAUAUGGGGACAUUUGCAAAGGCCGUGGACUAUGAGUUAUUUGCAGGUUUGAGUGCAGUGCAAGUCGCAAAACUCAUAUCCUCCGCGAUAAAGGAUUUCAUUUCUCGCGGUCAUUUUGCCCUAAACUUCGCUUUUUGAUUCUUUCGAAAUGUUUUCGGGUUGAUCUUUUUGUCUUGCUUUGCUGUAUGCCUUGGCCUCUUUGGAUGAUACUUUCUUUUAUAAGCAUGAUAAUCUCUGCUGGCAAAGUCCGCCUUAUUUUGCAUUCUUGGGGUCUUGACUAACGUGGAUUUUCAGACAUUGCUGUUACCUCUGGUUCUUGCUGCGAGCUAUUUCUCCCCGCCGCGGAUUAGGGACAGGUUUCUGCCAGAAUGCGGUAUUUCACGUGAAAUAUGGUACCUGUAAAGGACAAGAGAAGAUGUCACUGAAUUCAUUCUUGUUUAUUGUUUUUUCUAAUUUAUGUUAUGAGUCCUUAAUGAUAUAAAACUUGACGAUGUUGUGAAGUGUGAUUCCAAAUAGAAUGUGGGAUAUGCGAAGAAAAACUAGUGUAAAAGAGUGGUUUUGUCCGGAUGUCGUCAAAUUCACCCGGACCGUCAUUUAGCUUCUAGUCAAUUACAGCAAUUUAUUAAGUACAACUUGGAGACUUUGUAAAAUUGUGCUGUUUAAUCUGUACUUAUUUUUAUAGCUAAUGUUUCCCUUGAGCGUGACCGCACUCCCACGACUGCCAGAUGUCAAGACAGACAUCAUAGUACCAUCGUCCAAGGGAAUGCGGAGCUUAUAA